AUGAAUGAAAGACAAUUGAAGAUUUUAUGCAAUUUCAAAAUAAUUGCUUUGAAAACACGAUUUCAAACAAAAUAUCAGCUUGAUAACAAAAAUUGUUACUGUGUUAUGUUGCUGACUGUGUGGCAACGCCUAAACACACAGCUGUUCACUGAGAACAACACCAAGCCAUUCAUACAAAAUGACAUAUGUUCUAGACCAGUUUUGGUUUGCGACCAGCAUACUGUUCGUCAGCAAGAGCAUAACAAUAAUAAAAUGUGUGCGGCACUUUUACGAAACAGCAUUAAAUGCAUAAAUUUGAGAAUAAACCCAUCGGCGCUUACAAGCAGAAACAUCUGCGCAAGUGCAUUUUGUUGUAAUUGGCGUAAGUCGGCUUCGGUUGAUGUGGAGCGCAAAUUACUAAACGAUGAUAAUCUGCCCAAUCAUUAUCAGUUGAUUUAUCGAGCGCCAAUGGAGAACUAUGUAGCAUGGUCCAAGAAUGUAUCCACUGCCACUGUGAGCAUAAUUGGUCUCUUGGCCGGUUAUCAGUUCGCCACAACCUCCAACAUGUUGGACAUGACCAGACAGAUUGAUAUUUCAAUUCUGAUGUCGAAUGAGAGUGACUUGUAUUAUUUUACUGUGGGAUUUGUGCUUAUCAACUUGGCAAUACGUGCAUUUGUUGCCAUGUAUCCGUUAAGAAUCUACAAAAGUUCCGACAAAUAUGUUGCGGUAUAUGGUUCACAAUUGCCAUUCGGUACUAUUAAAAACUAUUUUAGUCGCGGAGAGAUUGCGGAGUACAAGAAUGUGCUGAAUCCCUGGAGUCAUGUUAUGUUCAAACUUGGUCAGCGAUCGUCGUUACUUUUGGUUGACUACUUUAAGACUCCUGUUGAAUUUCAAAAGCUAUUUGAGAAGAAUGAAGAAUAACUUAUUUGUUUGUAUAAAGUUGAUUUAUUAAUUGCUGAUGUGUUUAUUGUUUUAAAUAAUUUUAAACAAAUACUAUAGUUUUUGAUACACU
This is a messenger RNA of Drosophila sulfurigaster albostrigata, 991 nucleotides long. RefSeq lists its product as uncharacterized. Bases 1 to 900 code for a protein of 299 amino acids. The transcript is spliced from 4 exons. NCBI's taxonomy places the organism in Eukaryota, Metazoa, Arthropoda, Insecta, Diptera, Drosophilidae. The record is from RefSeq and is a predicted model, not a curated record.